AUGAUAAUUUAUGCAACAGCAGUCCAAACUAUAAAUUCUUUUGUUAAAUUGGAAUCUUUAAAAGAGGUCUAUGAACUCAUAUGGAUAUUUGUCCCUAUAUUUUCUCUUGUAUUGGGAAUCAUAACAGGUGUACUAGUAAUUGUGUGGUUAGAAAGAGAAAUAUCUGCAGGGAUACAACAACGUAUUGGACCUGAAUACGCCGGCCCGUUGGGAAUUCUUCAAGCUCUAGCCGACGGGACAAAACUACUUUUCAAAGAAAAUCUUCGUCCAUCUAGAGGAAAUACUCCUUUAUUUAGUAUUGGACCAUCUAUAGCAGUUAUCUCUAUUUUACUAAGUUAUUCAGUAAUUCCCUUUAGCAAUCACCUUGUUUUAGCGGAUCUCAAUAUCGGUAUUUUUUUAUGGAUUGCCAUCUCAAGUAUUGCUCCUAUUGGACUUCUUAUGUCAGGAUAUGGAUCAAAUAAUAAAUAUUCUUUUUUAGGUGGUCUGCGAGCUGCUGCCCAAUCGAUUAGUUAUGAAAUACCAUUAACUCUAUGUGUUUUAUCAAUAUCUCUACUAUCUAACAGUUUAAGUACAGUUGAUAUAGUUGAGGCACAAUCAAAAUAUGGUUUUUGGGGAUGGAAUUUGUGGCGUCAACCUAUAGGUUUUAUCAUUUUUCUAAUUUCUUCUCUAGCAGAAUGCGAGAGGUUACCGUUUGAUUUACCAGAAGCGGAAGAAGAAUUAAUAGCAGGUUAUCAAACUGAAUAUUCAGGUAUCAAAUUUGGUUUAUUUUACGUUGCUUCUUAUCUAAAUCUAUUAAUUUCCUCAUUAUUUGUAACAGUUCUAUACUUAGGCGGUUGGAAUAUUGCUAUUCCGUAUAUAUCUAUUCUGGAGCUAUUUCAAAGGGAUCAAAUUUUUGGAACAACAAUUGGUAUCUUUAUUACAUUAGCUAAAACUUAUUUGUUCUUGUUCAUUUCUAUCGCAACAAGAUGGACUUUACCUAGGCUAAGAAUGGAUCAACUAUUAAAUCUUGGAUGGAAAUUUCUUUUACCUAUUUCCCUUGGUAAUCUAUUAUUAACAACUUCUUUCCAACUCUUUUCACUCUAA
Messenger RNA from Arabidopsis lyrata subsp. lyrata, 1083 nucleotides. The record is from the annotation of a RefSeq genome assembly. Lineage: Eukaryota; Viridiplantae; Streptophyta; Magnoliopsida; Brassicales; Brassicaceae.